Molecule: messenger RNA, 279 nt
Organism: Staurois parvus
Lineage: Eukaryota; Metazoa; Chordata; Amphibia; Anura; Ranidae
Source: the annotation of a GenBank genome assembly
GACGCUGCAGGGGCAUAUCGCGGGAGCGCAGGACAAGCAACGCUGCAGGGUAUUCCUGAGCAGGGGCGGACUGACAACUCAUGGGGCCCCCGGGCAAUAGGGGAUCAUGGGGCCCCUGUGUCCUUGCCCAAACUCAAAAAAGCCUAUGAAAAAGGUACCAGGGGCAUCUCAUGGGGCCCCCUACUGACCCCGGGCCCUCGGGCAGUGCCCGAGUUUCCAAAUGGUCAGUCCACCCCUGAGGCAAGAUUGUCUAAUGUAUCAGAAUAGGCACUGCACGGU